AUGCUGUCGUCCCCCGCAAUCCACCGUUGUCACGAGGCGAUUUUCACGUCACUUGCGAAUUUCAUUGCCGGGGUUUUUGACACAAAAUUCUGGGUAACAGAAAAUAUUGUCAAAGAGACAACCGCGGACACGUGGAGUUGGUAUAAAGGCUCACCAUCAGGGAUGUAUAGGGUCUUUCAAAUAUUCGAGACAAGCACCGCCCUCUAUCGCCUAGGCAGAGAAGACUUAGGUCGAUGUAUGAACAAGAAAGGCUUUGAGGCUCUUGGAGAAUUUUUAAUGCUAAGCACCAACACAAAUACAGAAGAGCCGACUCAAAGCACACAGAUGUUUCUGUCAACUAUAUUGGGUCUUCAAAAAUACUCACCAGAUAUGAGACUGGAAUUUUUGCAGGCAUGCCUGAUUUUUAUAUCCAAAACAACUCACCCCUUCAUACAGAUUCUGUCGCAACUACUGAGGAUUGAACAGGAGCGGCUUGGAGGCGAGCUGCUCAUUAACUUGUUUACCGAGGCAUCAAUCUUCACAGGUGAUCAAUUCCGGAAUAAGAUAGGGGAUAACAAUUUACCCAUAGAGCUUUGCAAGCUGAUGGUCGAUAUUUCGGCUGGUCGUUCGCACAAAUGGCCGGAACCUUGGGUCGAUCCAAGGACUGUCCUCAAACCAGACACAGACAUGCAGAUUUUACAAAUCAAGGACGAAAUCGAGCGUAUGAUUGUUACUGGCAUGGAAUUUUUCCACUAUGAACAGGUCAAUCAAGUGGCGAAUGCGCUGCGAAGCAUGCUACAGGCUACUAACGACAUUACUUGCCGCCAAAUGAUUUCUGGCUACCUGAACGAUCUGCAAACGCCAGCUAUCCGCAAGCGAGUUAAAGACUGUUUUGACAAGGGGGACAAGUACCAGUACAAGAUAUACUGGCAGCUACUGGUAAAUGGUCAAGCUCCUAGUCUAGAUGUCAGAGAUUCAAAUUGGAUCUCGGACAUGGUAGGUGGUUGUGAGGUAUUUCAUAAGUGGGACGAACAAAGUGAAGUCGAGGCCAUCAUGGAACGUAUUGAGGUAGCCCUGGGUGACUACGUGACCAAUUGA
Pochonia chlamydosporia 170 is the source of this 1077-nucleotide messenger RNA. RefSeq lists its product as hypothetical. The record is from RefSeq and is a predicted model, not a curated record. The coding region runs from base 1 to 1077 and encodes 358 amino acids. The transcript has a single exon. Lineage: Eukaryota; Fungi; Ascomycota; Sordariomycetes; Hypocreales; Clavicipitaceae.